This is a messenger RNA of Lycium ferocissimum, 1584 nucleotides long. RefSeq lists its product as uncharacterized. The record is from RefSeq and is a predicted model, not a curated record. Lineage: Eukaryota; Viridiplantae; Streptophyta; Magnoliopsida; Solanales; Solanaceae. Bases 143 to 1441 code for a protein of 432 amino acids. The transcript has a single exon.
AAAUCUUUUUGAUCAUCUAUCACUCUCACUCCUUUUCUAUGCUUAGGCCUUAAGACUUCUCGCCUUCAUCUUCUAGUCUUUUUUUCACAGUCUACAACAUAUAAAACAAGAUCCAAAACCCAACCCAAGCUUCUAUCUUUCAAUGGAUCAAGAUACAACUCCUUACAUCUCCAAUAAACAGAAAUCAAACUGUGAAUUAGUUCCACCAAAACAUGCAGACCCUUGUAAGUUCUUUAAUAAUUUUCCCUUUAAAGCCAUGCUAGUUUUGAUAUUUCUAGUUGCACUUCCACAUUUUCCUUUGGAAGCUCCUGAAAUCAUCACCCAAACUCUGCAUACAGGAAAUUGGGAACUUGUAGUUCAGCUUAUUUUAGUAGGUAUAGCUGUUUCUUAUGGCUUAUUCAGCAAAAAAAUUUAUGAUGAUGAGACAGAAAAUGAAUAUUUAUAUAGUAGUUCAAAGUUUGAUACUAAUGUUCAAUCUAGAUUACUUCAGGCUUCAUCUUUUUUUGAUGAUGAAGCUGAAAACCAUGAAGUGUCUGAUGAAAAUAGAGUUCAGACUUGGAAUAAUUAUCAGUACCAUAGUGGUAAACCAGUAGUAGUUGUUACUAAAGAAAGUGCUAAAAUUAGUCCAAGAAUUGUUGAAAAGCCUUUGCUUUUGCCAAUUAGGAGUUUGAAAUCUCCUGUUCCUGAGCCUAACUCUACUACUACUUCACGAAAAUCUAUUUCUACUACAAAAUCCAAGAUUUCAUCUCCAAGAAAGUUGUCCGCGUCACUUUCCGUUUCAUCAGAAUCUCAAGCCAAGAUUGAUCAAUUUGAUCACAAAAUUGUGAGGAAACAGAGUUUUAACAAAUCUUCUGUUUCACCUCCACCACCACCACCUCCUCUGCCACCGGCACCGAUUGUUAAGAAAUCUAAUCUGUUGAGAUCAAGCUCUAUCGUAACGGAUGACAAGGGUUCUUCUAAAAAAGAAAUGAGGAGAAGUACUAGGAGUGUGCCAUUUGAAUUGAGCUCGUACAAAGGGAAGUCUGUUCGAACAAUUAGGCCAUUUGUUGGGGCUGCAAGAGCAAGAGUAUAUGCUAAAGAUAACGUAAAUGGAGAGACAGAGAAAGCUGAAGAAACUUUUGUCGACAAACAGACGAUAGAAAAGCAGCAUUAUGCACCAGAGCCAACAAUGAUGGAUUUUGGAGGGGAAGAGAAGAAAACAUCUUCUCUUGAAAAGUUAGUAGUGGAAAAUGAUGACUCAGAGGAUUGCUUUGAAAAGAGCGUGGAAAAUGUAGAAGUAGCACGCAAGAAUGAGAGUGAUAUGGCAACUGAGGGUGUUCCGGAUAAUGUAGACAAGAAGGCUGAUGAGUUUAUAGCUAAAUUUAGGGAGCAAAUCAGGCUUCAGAGAAUUCAGUCCAUCCGAACAUCGGCUGGGCAGCCUGCUAAAGAGCUACUCCAGUAAAAUAAUCUUGUUCAAAACUGAGGUGAUACAAGAGCUACUUAUCAGUUGUCAGUCUUAUGGAGUUAUGGUUAGGGCGUUAUUGACUUGCCAUUAGAACAAUCUUAUGGUUAGCUAGGUAGUAGAGAAGUUAUCUCCUUUUUUUU